This is a messenger RNA of Wyeomyia smithii (pitcher-plant mosquito), 1379 nucleotides long. Its product is annotated as prostasin-like. Bases 11 to 1354 code for a protein of 447 amino acids. Lineage: Eukaryota; Metazoa; Arthropoda; Insecta; Diptera; Culicidae. Gene Ontology annotation, molecular function: serine-type endopeptidase activity. The transcript has 3 exons. Gene Ontology annotation, biological process: proteolysis. The record is from RefSeq and is a predicted model, not a curated record.
UCCAAUCGUGAUGGCACGAAGGGGUGUUUUAUCCAGCUCUCUAGUAUUACUAAUUUCAAUCCUUUGUUUUGAUUUGUUGGUGGACGUUGCGCUUGGCAAUAGAUGUGGACAAAGAAAGAUUAAGCUGCAGCAGCUAGUGACCCAUGGUUAUACUACAUUUCCGGGUGAGUUCCCGUGGCAUGCAGCUCUGUUCAUGGUGGCCGGCUUCAAGAAAUCCUACAUUUGUGGUGGUUCACUAGUCAACGAGUUUAGCAUCGUGACGGCUGCACACUGCGUAACCGAUCCGGCCACUGGAUUGGUUACUUCUCCAGCUACCCUUUUUGUGCAACUGGGAACAUUUAAGUUAAAUCUUCACUCGGAUACGGUGCAGGAGCAUACCGUUCAACAGGUGAUUGUCCAUAGUGAUUUUCAGCUGGUCACAAGUAAAUAUGACAUUGCGGUGCUGAAAUUAGGCACACAGGUAAAAUACACCGAUUAUGUGCAGCCAAUCUGUGUAUUUCCUCAACCGGUAGUAAACUUUAACGAUGGAGCCGGGCGAGGUGUCAGCGUUGGAUGGGGUUAUACGGAGUUCGAUACACUAUCGGAUGCUUUGAGAGGAGCAACAUUGCCAUUGGUCAGCUACACAACGUGUUUGGAGAGUAAUCCGGAUUUGUUCGAUCGAACUAUUUACGAUGGGAUGUUCUGUGCUGGGUUCAAAAAUGGAACAAACGUAUGCAACGGAGACAGCGGAGGAGGAAUGUAUUACAACCAUAACUCCGUAUGGUAUUUGAUUGGAAUCGUAUCGUUCACUGCAGCCCGGGAAGUCGAUAGCAAUCUCUGCAGCACCAAGGAGUACACGGGUUUCACGAAGGUGUCUGCCUUCGAGGAUUUCAUAGUAGAACACUGUGGUCUACAAAGCUCUGCAACAAAUUUUGCAACGACAACAAAGAAACCGUCCAACGGUGCUAAGAAAAAACACUACGUGGCAUCAAAUUUUGCCCCCGAAUCAAAGGUCAAUUGGUUUCAGGCUGGUGACUAUUGUCGGUCUCUUGGACACCAUCUUGCGGAGAUAAAAUCAGAGCAAGAUAAUGCAAAAGUAAAAGAAAUAACCUCACAUGCAGAUAUGGAAAUCGAUGCUCACGGAGUAUCUCGCUUGAAACACUUUUGGAUUGGAGCGAACGAUUUGGGAGUGAACGGCGUCUUCAGGUGGCAAUUUAGUGGAAAACCUCUCACUUAUACUCAUUGGCGUUCCAACGAACCGGACAAUAAAAAUAAUAACGAGCAUUGUGUACUUGUUUUGGGGAAUCGACAGGCAUUUUGGGCGGAUGCAAACUGUAGGGCUAAAAAGCAAGUGUUAUGCGAGAUUUGGAAAUAAAACAAGCAGUACGAUUUAUUUCCAA